This is a messenger RNA of Cygnus olor (mute swan), 1556 nucleotides long. RefSeq names its product kynurenine 3-monooxygenase (gene KMO). The record is from RefSeq and is a predicted model, not a curated record. The coding region runs from base 86 to 1519 and encodes 477 amino acids. Gene Ontology annotation, molecular function: NAD(P)H oxidase H2O2-forming activity; kynurenine 3-monooxygenase activity; FAD binding. NCBI's taxonomy places the organism in Eukaryota, Metazoa, Chordata, Aves, Anseriformes, Anatidae. Gene Ontology annotation, biological process: NAD+ metabolic process; L-tryptophan catabolic process; quinolinate biosynthetic process. The transcript is spliced from 15 exons. Gene Ontology annotation, cellular component: mitochondrial outer membrane.
GGAGCAGGCAGCAGGGUCAGAGGAGACAGCAGCCUCCCCAGGGACAGCAGUGCUCAGAGCUCACUGUUGAGAGGCUGUUACAGCAAUGGAGUCCAGCAACACACGUGGGAAAAGAGUUGCCAUUGUUGGAGGUGGUCUGGUGGGUGCAUUAAAUGCCUGUUUCUUUGCUAGACGAGGUUUCCAUGUUGAUGUUUAUGAAGCCAGAGAAGAUAUUCGGAUGUCCAGCUUUGCCCGUGGCAGAAGCAUUAACUUGGCCCUGUCCCACAGAGGACGCCAGGCCCUCCAGGCUGUGGGAAUGGAAGAGCAGAUUGUGUCCAAAGGCAUCCCCAUGCAUGCACGGAGAAUACACACGCCAUCUGGGAAGAAAUACUCCAUUCCAUAUGGCAAGAAGAACCAGUACAUUCUCUCUGUGGACAGAGCAAACUUAAACAGAGAGCUGUUAACAGCUGCUGAGAAAUACUCCAACACUAGACUGUACUUUGGACACAAGCUCAUGGAGUGCAAUGCAAAGCUGGGGAUGUUAACCAUAAACAGAUCUGACCAGCCGCCCUUGGAAGUCACCUACGAUCUCAUUGUGGGAUGUGAUGGAGCCUUCUCAACUGUCAGAAAGCAGUUCAUGAGGCAAACGCGCUUCAACUACAGUCACGAGUACAUUCCUCACGGCUACAUGGAGCUGACCAUCCCCCCGAGGGAUGGAGACUUUGCCAUGGAACCAAACUACCUCCACAUCUGGCCGAGAAACACCUUCAUGAUGAUUGCACUGCCCAACAUGGACAAGUCCUUCACCUGCACACUCUUCAUGCCCUUCGAGGAAUUCGAGAAGCUAACGACUGGCAAGCAAGUACUGGAUUUUUUCCAGACCUACUUUCCAGACUCUAUCCCCCUCAUUGGAGAGCGAGAGCUGAAGCACGAUUACUUUUUGCUGCCAGCCCAGGCCAUGAUAUCUGUGAAGUGCUCCUCCUACCACCUUGCUUCCCGGUGUGUGCUGAUGGGAGAUGCUGCUCAUGCUGUUGUGCCCUUCUACGGACAGGGCAUGAAUGCAGGCUUUGAGGAUUGUCUGGUCUUUGAUGAAUUAAUGGACCAGUUCCACAAUGACCUUGGUGCCUGCCUCCCUGAGUUCUCUAGGCUGAGGGUGCCAGAUGACCAUGCAAUCUCAGAUCUAGCCAUGUACAACUACAUAGAGAUGCGAGAGCAUGUCAAUUCAACAUGGUUCAUUUUCCGGAAGCGGGUAGACAACUUCCUCCAUGCCCUCAUGCCUUCUACCAUCAUCCCACUCUACACAAUGGUGACCUUCAGCAGAAUUCGCUACCACAAGGCACUUCAGCACUGGAAAUGGCAGAAAAAGAUAAUUAAUCGAGGGCUCUUCAUCAUGGGGGCAGCAGGACUAGGCGGCACCUACCUGCUCAUAAAAAGACUGGCAUGGAACUCAGACAUCUGCAUACAGAACUUGUGGGGCUGGUGCCAUUACAUCAGGAGUACUGGAAAAUUUCCCUUCAGCACCCAAGUGGCUCAAAUGUAAGGGGCGGUCCCGGAUGUAAUAAAAGCAAAGGCACAGG